AUGCCGCGACGGCGCCUUCAAGAAGAGGACGACGCUAGAACGCCGGUGCCGUCGGCCUGGCAAAGCAGAACGGGUUUUCACCACCGGCAGGGGCACCCUGCCCCUUCCCGAAGUCCCGUGCCACCACCGGCAGGCCUCGCGUGCACCACCACACCAUGGCGCCACCCCGACCCGACAAGCGCGUCACUGAGUCCAAAGAAGAGGGAGGGAGCUCACCCGAGUCCGACGCUGAUGAACCGCCGCCGGAGAGACCCGCAGUUGCCGCGCGCAUAUCAGACAACCACCAGGCCACAGCAGCGCCGCUGCAGACCACCCCACUCCGAGGUCAAGACCGACCUCAACCACCGUCCCGCGCCGCCCGCCGCCAUCCAGGAGCCGGAUCCGGGAGGGUCGGGCCGGAUCCGCGCCAGCACGCCACUGCCCAGAUCGGGAAUCCCAGCGGCCGCCACACCACAAACGAGCCUGCCACUCGACAUCGUGUCCCCACCAGGCAACCCCGCCGCCGAACUCCGAGCACGCCGCCGCGCCGCCGGCCCUGCCAAAGACCGGCGCCCCCACUCGACCGGCUGUCUCACGCCAGCCGCGGAGCACGAGGGCGAGGAAGAAGAGGCCCCGCCGCCGCCCCCACCGACCGGGCUUCGCCCGACGGCGUCGCUGGGCGGCGGCGAGGGAGGAGAGCAGAGGAGAGGGAGGACAGGUCACGGCAGCUAG
Aegilops tauschii subsp. strangulata is the source of this 711-nucleotide messenger RNA. The record is from RefSeq and is a predicted model, not a curated record. NCBI's taxonomy places the organism in Eukaryota, Viridiplantae, Streptophyta, Magnoliopsida, Poales, Poaceae.